AUGCCGUCACGGAUGUCGCCUGACGAAGAGUCGUUGCGAGAAGGUGACCGACCGGAUGCUCCCGGGCCUCGGCCUGGUGGGGCAUCUCCUUUGAUGCCACGGAGGGCGGCUUCACCGAGAGCCGCGGAGGGCGCAGCUGGGGCUUCCGAGAAGAAGUUCGUGGACUACAGGAUGGAGGCUGCCCCGGGCUGGGACGGGGAGCAGCCAGAGGUGAGAUACAAGGAGUACGCCCGCAACCUCAAGCUCUGGCUUAUUGAAGCCACGGAACGCCUCCCAGGCAGCCUGAUUUCCAGUGCCCACAUGUCUUUCGAAGAGAUAACGGACCCCUUGGGCUACCAGCGCAUCGUGGCGACGAUUGAAGAGGCGCACGACUACCUCAAAGAUGCCAAGCUUGAGCAGGCCUUCGACCAGGCGAUCUUCAAGGGCCGCCGCAGGGCCGAUCAAAGCUUGAGUGGCUUCGUCGCCACCAAGAAAGGGAACUUCACCGAGGACCAGAAGCAGCGGAUCAAGGUCCUCACGGAUGGUUCGAUUGACUUCCUGAAAGUGGAGAAGGCCAUCAGGAAGCUGUUUGGCGAGACCGUCGACGAGCCGGGCCAAAGGAACCGCACCUUUUGGCAAGGCGACCAGGACGGUGAGAAUGGCUACGGUGACGAGGAGGACCUCGAGCACCUGACCUUUUGGGAGGAGGCCAGCGACUACGUGACCGAGGCCUUUGACGACCUCCUUGAGUUCGACGAGGCCACCGGCGAGACCUACAUGAUCAUCGAGGAGGCGAGUACAUCGGGGAAGGACCGGAAGUCACCUGGCACCUUCGGUGUGUAUGGCUCCCUGGGCUCCUACCUGGACCACCGCAAGGCGCUGCAAGAUGCCCGGACGGGGCGGAGAUUCAUGUCGCCGAGAUCGGAGCGACACGACGGCCGCCACCGCAUGAGCAUCGGCGACCUUAUGGCCAAGACCCGGUGCCACCAGUGCAAGCAGUUAGGCCACUGGGCUAGGAAUUGCCCACAGAAGCGCCAGGGAGCUCCCGGCCGAACGAGUUCGGGAAAUCACCGGCCGCAACAGCAGCCGGGUGGACCCACGGCGGCGAUGUUCUUUGUAGAUCCGCCGGCGCAAGACCGGCAUGGCUAUUAUGCCGUGACCGGAGAGCCUUCCGCAGUGGAGCAAUACAUGAGUGAAGCCGUUCGCGCUACCGCCUUUGAAACUUUGAAGCUGAUGGACCAAAACUUGCAAAAGAAUUUCGGGGUUAAGGCCCAAUACUCGGCGGAAGAUGGUGGCACUGUGCGUGGGGUCUGUGGUGUGGUGGAGAAAACUCCGAUUGCCUAUGUUCCCGUCGGGGUCAGCGGCUAUAGUGGGCAACUUCGUGUGCAGAUUGUGCCAGGGUCAGUGCCUUGCCUGGUGCCAGCCUACUUGUUGUCAGACCUCGGCAGUGUGAUCGACAUGUGCAGCAUGAGGAUUUACCACACACGUCUCAGUUGCAUGCAGGACAUGUCUCAGAAAAGCUCAGGGCAUGUGGAAGUAUGCCUUCAGUGCUGGCGCCGCUUGUUGCUGCGUUGGCAGUGGGCCUUCAGCGUGCAGGCAGCCUCGGCCCUCAUGGAGAUCGUUCGAGAACCUCACCUUCGAGUCGCCCGAGAGCAGGAGAGCCACAUCCUGGCGGGCGAAGACCAAGAAGCGGUUCUCCGAUCCUCGCCCACCUGCCAGCACGUGAAGAUUUCUCAUGGGGCCAAUGCUCAAUGGGAGUGGAACACGGUGCUGGUGUACCAGAAGCCGACGUAUGUCACUCCCAUCAGCAAGAAACAGGAGAAGCAAAAGAAGAAGAAUGUGGCGAGCAGCUCGGUGGACCCCGUGGAUCCGGAACCUCCUGUGCCGAUGAGCUCGCGGCAGCGUCCUCCCUACAUUGUCGUUCCCGAGGUGGAGACUGCGCUGCCAGCAGCAGCCAUGACGGCCGGACCGAUGAUGGUCGACGGGAACGAGGACACCUUCGACAUCGGCACACCAGCGAGCUUCGCGUUUCCACCCCCGAGUUCGGCGCCCGAUAUGGACAACGACUUCCUCGAGGACACUCUGAACAUCAUGCGUUGCGACCCACCGGCCGAGCACCGGAACUGCCCACUGUGUCCUGGCGGGGAGCUGACUCUGUGUCGACUUCAGGAGCAGCGGCUUCUGAUCUGGAUGUGCUACCGAGACCCAGACUGCCAAUACAAGUGGCAGGGCAAGAUACCUCAAGACCAGGUCAAUCCGGCCUGGGGAGUGAGACUUUGCAUGGAGUGUCAGCAGAACGAGGUGAAGAAGGCGAGCGGGAAGGGCCGCGAAGCCUGGGUAUGCGACCACUGUGGAGACCAAUUUCAAUGCCUCGGCGGCCUGACCAAAGGGCGCCUGCAGGAGCUCGAGAACAUCACCGAGGACGGCUGGAAGAUGAUCGCCGCGAUCGUUGAGCCUAGCCGUUGCUACCUGUGGCAGUUUCGUGGAGCUCAGGUGCCCGGGUCUCGGAAUGCCACGAUCCAGGCACCAAUGCAGAAGCGAAUGAUCUUCAAUGUUGAUGAAGGCCAUUUGAACGUGGUGGACAUCAGCUAUUAUGGGAACUUCCGGACCUAUGACCUCGGGACCUCCGAGCCGGUGUCCGUCUACGUGGUCCAGGAGUUCGAGGAGGAUUUCGUGCAGGAGGUGACGAUGGAGAAGGGCGAAGAAGCCACUUUUGACCAAGCAGCCUGGAACCUGCCUACGGCCCAUGAGCGCAGCUACUGGAUCGAGCGUGCCCAGGAAGAACGUGGAG
Molecule: messenger RNA, 2770 nt
Organism: Symbiodinium sp. CCMP2592
Lineage: Eukaryota; Dinophyceae; Suessiales; Symbiodiniaceae
Source: the annotation of a GenBank genome assembly